AUGGGAUUUAUAAUUAUUUUUCAUGCAUGAAGAUCAUAUCAAUCAUUAAAACAAUCCUUACGGAAUGUGAGUGAAAAUUACCCAAAAAGAAAUGAUAAAAAAGACGAAAAGGAUAAAGCGAUGCACUCGCUCAGUAGCUCUAUAUAUAGCACUUUCCCCUCCAAAGUCUUUCGAGCAAAGAUCUGUGGAGGCAAGGCAAUUCUCUCGACGAGCGAGAGAAAUACUACAGAAAAGCGGUAUAUAUAGCUCGCGAAAUUAACCUUUAUAAGAAUGGGAAGCACUGGUGAAACUAACUAUGGGGAAUUCACCUAUGAAAACCUCGAAAGGGAACCCUACUGGCCUUCAGAGAAGCUCCGCAUUUCCAUAACCGGAGCCGGUGGAUUCAUUGCCUCACACAUUGCGAGGCGAUUAAAGAGUGAGGGGCAUUAUAUCAUUGCUUCAGACUGGAAGAAAAACGAGCACAUGACUGAGGAAAUGUUUUGUCAUGAAUUUCAUCUUGUUGAUCUAAGGGUGAUGGAUAACUGCUUGAAAGUCACUACUAGAGUUGAUCAUGUAUUCAAUCUUGCUGCUGAUAUGGGAGGUAUGGGAUUCAUUCAGUCCAACCACUCGGUCAUUAUGUAUAACAACACAAUGAUCAGCUUUAACAUGCUUGAAGCAGCUAGGGUGAAUGCAGUUAAGAGGUUCUUUUAUGCUUCUAGUGCUUGUAUUUACCCUGAAUUUAAACAAUUGGAAACUACAAAUGUGAGCCUGAAGGAGUCUGAUGCUUGGCCUGCAGAGCCGCAAGAUGCUUAUGGCUUAGAGAAGCUGGCUACUGAGGAAUUAUGCAAGCACUACACCAAGGACUUUGGGAUCGAGUGUCGGAUUGGACGAUUUCAUAACAUCUAUGGACCCUUUGGAACCUGGAAAGGUGGGAGGGAGAAAGCCCCUGCUGCUUUCUGUAGGAAGGCCCUUACCUCAAGUGAAAGGUUUGAGAUGUGGGGAGAUGGGCUUCAAACUCGAUCUUUCACCUUCAUUGAUGAAUGUGUCGAAGGUGUACUGAGAUUGACAAAGUCAGACUUCAGAGAGCCAGUGAAUAUCGGAAGUGACGAAAUGGUUAGCAUGAAUGAGAUGGCUGAGAUUGUUCUAAGCUUCGAAGACAAGAAGCUGCCAAUCCACCACAUUCCCGGUCCAGAGGGUGUGCGUGGUCGAAACUCAGACAACACUCUGAUAAAAGAGAAGCUUGGUUGGGCCCCUACUAUGAGAUUAAAGGAUGGCCUAAGGAUCACAUACUUUUGGAUCAAGGAACAGAUUGAGAAAGAGAAGGCUAAGGGCAUUGAUUUGUCAGUUUAUGGGUCAUCAAAAGUCGUGGGAACACAAGCUCCCGUUCAGCUGGGCUCUCUUCGUGCUGCUGAUGGCAAAGAAUGAAGUGGGCAACGCCAGGCAGUUCAUUUAGUGCAGAAGGAGCCAGGUUUUAUAGUCAUUCGCCACCGUGUUUUUCUAGAGUGGUAUUUAUGCAUUUGGUUAUGGUUUAGAUUGCAAUAUGCUAUUGCUUUAUUCUGCAAAACUAGUGGCAUUUGUGCUACGAUGCCCUUGUUAUGUGUAGCUUCUAGUUUCUUGGAGAGUGGGCUUCUGUUGUAUGGUGAUUUGCUGUUCGAAUAAUAUAUCUUGUCCACUUCAUCUA
Molecule: messenger RNA, 1660 nt
Organism: Rhododendron vialii
Lineage: Eukaryota; Viridiplantae; Streptophyta; Magnoliopsida; Ericales; Ericaceae
Product: GDP-mannose 3,5-epimerase 2-like
Exons: 7
Coding region: 271-1404 (377 amino acids)
Molecular function (GO): GDP-mannose 3,5-epimerase activity; NAD binding
Source: RefSeq, a predicted model, not a curated record